GCUUCCGGGUUCUUUCGCCCAUUGAGCAAAAUGGCGCCCUUUACAAUUUCCCUGGUUCUUGUCGGCGAUGCCAUAAAGCAUGACGAGUUUGUUGUCUUGAAGGCGCCUUGAAGUGACGAACGAGUGAGUCAUGCCAGCCGUAAUCAUGGACAAUGGGCUGUGGAUGCCAUCGGCUCUCAGCAGCCCUCCAAAGGACACUAUCACCGCUCACAAACUCUCCUUGCUCGUGCUCGUGUCGGAGUACUGCCGCGUCAAGAUGCGUCGGCACGUCGAGCCGCACGAGGAGCCGUGGACGCACACGAGUCAGCACUGCCGGGACUUCGCCGUCCUCUCUUUGAAGCUCUUGCAGAGUCCCGACAUAACGUUUAGCGAUUUGCUCGCCGCGCUGCGUCCCGUACUGCACCCGAAAACGCUAGACCUUUUCACCAACGAGCUGGCCAUUAUCCGCGACGCCGGCGUCGCAGGGAUCAUGGACUACGCUCCAAAUCUCGACAACUUGCUCGCCGAUCCGGUCGCCGCCACGCCCGCCGUGCUUCACAAGAGCAGCGUCCUGGGACUGUUUGUGCGGCGGAUGCUCCUUGCCCUGGACAAACUGAACUUCAGCGGACUCGUCAAUCUGCACAAGAGCUUCUGUUCGUACUACGACGAAGGCUUGAGGCGACCAGAGAUGGCGGCGUUCGAAGGAGGCGACCUCGGGGCGCGACCGGCGGCGACGCAGCGCCAGGCCGACCUGUUCCUGGCGCAGCAGGUGAUGCUGAUGCAGCUCAAUGAAAAGGCCGCCCUGCCACCGCCGCAGCUGCAGCAACGUAUCAACGAGCUUCUGGCCGGCAGCAAAGACCUCUUCGAAGCCCACUACCUCAGUUUCCUCAACAGCCUCGCCGUUCGCGAGUACAGCGGCGCCGACGACAGCUUGCGGCACUACUUCGACCGCGCCGUGCCAGCGGCGCCCGAGACCAAAGGCACAGCCGAAGACGGUGGCUCGACUCGCAACCUUCGCUACGCGUCGUUCAACCUGGCCACGCUGCACUCGAAGAUGGGCCACCGCGGCGAAGCCCUGAUCGCCCUGCGCGAAGCGGUCACCCUCGCGCAGGACGCCAACGACUCCGCCUUUCUGCAGCACGCGCUGUCCUUCCUCUGCCGACUUCAGGGCAGCCGCUGCGACCCGUCUCAGCUGCGCUGUCUCAUCACGCGCGCCUCCGAGCUGGGCCUGCACAGCGUCGCCUCGUUCGGCAUACAGGCGCUCGCGCGCGUCGAAGGCGAAGCCGGCAUCGCGCCCAGCACCGUUUUCGAGUUGCUGGGCAAGAGCGACCUGCUCAACUGCCAGCACGCAAUGUCCGAGCCGGCUGGCACGGCUCUCGCGGAGCGCGCGGCGCUCUGGGCCUUCUACGGAUUUCAGUCCCUUUCGCAGCUGCAGUCGCAGUGGCUGCUGCACGCCUCCCGGGGAGAUCCACUCAGGGCCGCGGGCGUGCAGCCCCUGGGAGAGGUGGCAGCCCUGGCUCUACGCAAUCUGGCCAUCGCUUUCACAUGGCAGGGUCACUACCAGAACGCCAAGGACGUCCUGAACUUUGCCAAGUCACUGUUCCCGCAGUACUCGGACUCGUACAAAACGCUCAAGUUGUGUCACCUCAUCACCUCCUUUAACGUGGCCCUCUAUCAGGCAUACUGGCCGUUGGUGGAGAAACUCGCAUCGGGCAUUCGAGUCCUGGAUCGCUACGAGGGCAACCUCUGCCGGGCGCGCUCCCUUCUUUGGCAGGGCCACUUCACCGCAGCUUUAGACUUGAUCAACACAUUAUUCAAGGAAUGUUGUGAUGAAGGAAAAGACUUUGUUGGAUGUGUACCCCACUUUAAAGGCCGAUUGUAUCACUUGAAGGCAGAGCUCUUCAUAGAAGCUUCACAGCCCAUGCUUGCCAUUCCUGUUCUCUGCAAAGGCCUUAUGCAUGCUGAGAAGCAUCACUUGGCCUACGUUCGAGCCAUGCUUGUUGUACUGAUGGCAGAAGUUCAGUUCCAGAUUGGCCUCCCAGGACAUGCGAGCACCCUUCUUGAUGAAGUAGUAACAAUAAUCCUGUCUCAUGGCAGCCUUGCAGACAUUGGACAGCUGUGCCUUUUGCGUGCAAAGUGCGCAUUUUCUAGCAAGGGGGUAGAGGCAGCCAGUGAAGCAGUCAAACUUGCGACAAUGGCGCUAGACACUUACAUAAAGGUGCAGCUCAAGAAGGGCAUAAGAGACGCAGCCUACUGGCUCGCUUUGACUUGCAAUGCGGUUGGGCUGGAGGAGCAGCGAAAUGCAGCUGCCCAGCGAUUUCGUCAGGUUGAUGAAGAAAUGGCAGAAAAAUUGCUGUAUGUUGUAUAAAAAUGAUUUUCUGUUUCUGA
Messenger RNA from Dermacentor albipictus, 2367 nucleotides. RefSeq names its product anaphase promoting complex subunit 5 ida (gene ida). Gene Ontology annotation, molecular function: protein binding. Lineage: Eukaryota; Metazoa; Arthropoda; Arachnida; Ixodida; Ixodidae. Gene Ontology annotation, biological process: protein K11-linked ubiquitination; anaphase-promoting complex-dependent catabolic process; positive regulation of mitotic metaphase/anaphase transition. The record is from RefSeq and is a predicted model, not a curated record. Gene Ontology annotation, cellular component: anaphase-promoting complex.